CUGCUGCUGCUGCUCCGGGCACCGGCCGCCGGCGCAGCCGGCGGCGCGGAGCUGGACGUGGCGGUCCCCGAGCGCGUGGGGCUGGAGAAGAUCCACCUGCUGGAGCCGGCGGGGGAAGCGCGGCAGAGCGGCCUCCGGCGCCCGCGUGCCCUGCCCCUGCCCCUGCCCCGGAGCGAGGAGGAGGAGGAGGAGGAGGGGGCCGUGCUGCUGCUGCGGCUGCCCACCUCCGGCUCGGAGCUCUACUUGCACCUCCGGCGGGACCCGCGCUUCCUGGCCCCCGGCUUCGCAGUGGAGGAGUGGGGCGAGCCCGGCCUGGCCCGCAGCCGCCCCCCGGCGCUGCCCGACUGCUUCUACACGGGCCGCGUGCUGAACCGCACCGACUCCUUCGCCUCCCUCAGCACCUGCGCCGGGCUGAUCGGCUACGUCCAGGUUGGAUCAGAACACUUGCUAAUACAACCGGUUAAUAUCUCGGAAACCUCGUUCAGCGGAAAAGAGCACUUUAUCCGGCGCAAACGGUCCUCAAAAUCCAGCCCUCCCGGGAGGUUGCGGGGUCCUGAUGAACACUGCAGUGUUGUGUCCGAAAAGAAGAGGCAAAAGAAGAUAAAAUCAGUAAAUGACUGGAGAGAGCGAAGAAAUGCCAUUCGACUCACCAAUGAGUAUACGGUAGAGACCCUGGUAGUGGCUGAUGCCAACAUGGUCCAAUACCAUGGUGCUGAGGCAGCCCAAAGAUUCAUCCUCACCGUUAUGAACAUGGUGUACAACAUGUUUCAACAUCAGAGUCUUGGAAUUAAAGUCAGCAUUCGGGUGACAAAGCUAGUCCUCCUUCGAAACCGUCCAGCAAAACUGUCCAUUGGGCACCAUGGAGAGAGGUCGCUGGAGAGCUUUUGCCACUGGCAAAAUGAAGAAUACGGUGGAGCCAAGUAUCUUGGUAAUAAUCAGGUUCCUGGUGCCAGGGAUGACACCCCGCCUGUGGAUGCUGCCGUCUUUGUUACCAGGACAGAUUUCUGCGUACACAAGGAUGAGCCCUGUGACACCGUGGGGAUCGCUUACCUGGGAGGUGUAUGCAGCGCCAAGAGGAAAUGUGUUCUUGCAGAAGACAACGGUCUCAAUCUGGCAUUUACCAUUGCUCAUGAGCUUGGGCACAACAUGGGGAUGAGCCAUGAUGACGACCAUUUAGCCUGUGCAGGGAGGUCACACAUCAUGUCCGGAGAGUGGGUGAAGGGCAGGAAUCCCAGUGACCUUUCUUGGUCUUCCUGCAGCCGUGACGACCUCGAAAACUUCCUCAAGUCCAAGGUCAGCACCUGCUUGCUGGUUACCGACCCCCGAAGCCAGUACGUGGUGCGGCUUCCUCACAAGCUGCCAGGGAUGCACUACAGCGCAGAUGAGCAGUGCCAGAUCCUCUUUGGGACCAACGCCACUUUCUGUAAGAACAUGGAGCAUUUGAUGUGUGCUGGGCUCUGGUGUCUGGUGGAAGGAGAUACAUCUUGUAAAACCAAGCUGGACCCACCUCUGGAUGGCACCGAAUGUGGCGCAGACAAGUGGUGCCGAGCUGGGGAAUGCGUUAGCAAGACUCCCAUUCCCGAGCAUGUGGACGGAGACUGGAGUGUGUGGAGCCAAUGGAGCAUGUGCAGCAGGACGUGUGGCACCGGCGUCCGGUUCAGACAGCGCAAGUGUGACAAUCCCCCCCCAGGGCCGGGAGGCAAGAACUGCCGCGGGGCAAGUGUGGAGCACACCGUGUGUGAAAAUUUGCCCUGUCCUAAAGGCGUGCCCAGCUUCAGGGACCAGCAGUGCCAGUCUCAUGACAGAUACAGCGCUAAAAAGAAAAGCCUCUUGACAGCUGUCAUUGUGGAUGAUAAGCCGUGUGAACUUUUCUGCUCUCCGCUGGAAAAGGAGUCCCCCGUGCUGGUGGCCGACAGGGUUUUGGAUGGCACGCCCUGCGGGCCUUACGAGACAGACCUCUGCGUUCAUGGCAAGUGCCAGAAAAUCGGCUGCGAUGGGAUCAUCGGUUCAGCCGCCAAAGAGGAUCGCUGUGGGAUCUGCAGCGGUGAUGGCAAAACCUGCAAAGUGGUGAAAGGCGAUUUCAAUCACACCAAGGGAAUGGUAACCAGUAGUCACUGUAAGAAGGUUUCCACGUGUGUGAUGACAAAGGCAAAGGCUGUUCCCAAGUGUUUCUCAUGUUAUAUCGAAGCAGCUGUGAUCCCCGCGGGUGCUCGCCGGAUCCGAGUGGUGGAGGAUAAACCUGCUCACAGCUUUCUGGCUUUAAAAGAUUCCAGUAAGAGAUCCAUUAACAGUGACUGGAAAAUUGAGCUUCCCGGCGAGUUUCAGAUCGCAGGCACUACCGUCCGCUACGUCCGAAGGGGGCUGUGGGAGAAAAUCUCAGCCAAAGGACCAACUAAAAUACCACUGCAUUUGAUGGUGCUGUUAUUCCACGACCAGAAUUACGGAAUUCAUUAUGAGUACACCAUCCCUGUCAACUACACCGCCGAAAACGGGAGCGAGCCCGAAAAGCAGCCGGAUUCAUUGUACAUCUGGACGCACAGCGGCUGGGAAGGAUGCAGCGUGCAGUGUGGCGGAGGUGAGCGGAAAACCAUCGUGUCCUGCACAAGAAUUGUUAACAAGACCAUGACACUGGUGAAUGACAGCGAGUGCCAGCGUGCAACUCGCCCGGAGCCCCAGAUCAGGAAGUGUAACACGCACCCCUGCCAGUCACGAUGGGUGACUGGCCACUGGAGCCCCUGCUCGGCCACCUGUGAGAAAGGCAUCCAGCGCCGGGAAGUGACUUGUGUGUACCAGUUGCAGAACGGCACCUACGUCAACACCAGAGACCUCUACUGCCUUGGCCACAAACCAGCAACGAUUCAGAGCUGCGAGGGCCGCGACUGCCUUUCUAUCUGGGAGGCAUCGGAGUGGUCCAAGUGCUCAGCAGAUUGCGGCAAGGGCGUCCAGAAGAGAACAGUAACAUGCACAAAUUCGCAAGGAAAAUGCGACGCAGCCACCAGGCCGAGGGACGAGGAGGAGUGCGAAGAUCACACGGGCUGUUACGAAUGGAAAACAGGAGACUGGUCUAAGUGCUCCUCCACCUGCGGAAAAGGCCUCCAGUCACGCGUGGUGCAGUGCAUGCACAAAGUCACCGGCCGCCACGGCAAUGAGUGCCCGGUCCUGUCCAAGCCAGCAGCCUACAGGCAGUGCCAUCAAGAAGCCUGCAACGAGAAGAUCAAUGUCAACACAAUUACCUCGCCCCGACUUGCUGCUCUCACAUAUAAGUGUACAGGGGACCAGUGGACGGUGUACUGCAGGGUGAUCCGUGAGAAGAACCUGUGCCAGGACAUGAGGUGGUAUCAACGCUGUUGCCAGACUUGCAGAGACUUUUAUGCAAACAAGAUGCAGCAGAAGAGUUAAUGAACCGGUGCUACUUCUUAGGGAGUUACAGCUGUGUGUAUGUAAAUCAUGGACUUGUAGGUCUGAGUACUGGAACUUAAUGAAUUGCUACAGUGCGGUGGAUUCCAAAGCAUACCUAAUAAGACUUGAAACUAAUUCUGCAGACUGGACGUACCAAAGUAAUCCACUCCUCCACCUUACAAACACGAACAAAGAGUCAUCUCAAGGAGCCAAUCAUGUAGAAUGUUAUUGUGUUUGGCAGCAUCGCCUUCUUCAUGCUUUUUACUUUAAUAUAUUAAUUACUAGCCACUGGAUGGCUUGCUACCAGUAAAAAAAAAAGACAAGAGUCGCAAAGUGAUUGAACUGACCAAGGUUGUGUGUGCCUCUGGCAAAUAAUUUAGCAAAGGUGUAGACAUUACUUAAUGCUUCAGUCUUGGCUUCCCUUCCAGCUGAUGUUCUUAAUUCCCAACAGCUACAGUGCUAUGGGGUGGGCUCGGAGAGACACACAUAAAUGAAAUGCUUAAUUUAACAAAGGGGAUUUGCUAUAAAAGCUUGUGAAAACUGAUAGCAGAGGAUGGACGUCUCUGAGAUUUCUGCAGCGAGCUCAGUGCUAUUGUAUCCAACGCUCCAGUUAGUAGACUUUUUUCUUUAAGCAAUCGUACUAAAGGGGAAUUUUUUAUCCUCUCCAGUUCUGAACGCACAUCGUCUCUCUCUCUGUCUCCCUCCCUCUCUCUCUCAUUCUCAAAAUGCAUUUUCUUUCCUGGCCCCUUCCAUUUCUCUGAGCUUAAAAGAGACUAGAAACUUAUUAACCCGGCAUCAAAAAGUGAGAAAUGUCUGGGAGUAGCCAGAAACCAUUUUCACUCACAGGGUUUUUUGGGGAGCACUCUCUUGUUUCAUCUCCUCUUUCCAACCAUUAGAAAUCAAUCCGAUAAGGAGGCAGACUGUCGUUUCUUAAGGGCACUGUGAAACUGUGUUAGGAUGUAUCAGAAGUAGAGACUGGGACAAUAUUUGCGUGGGGGCUACACUAGAAACCCAAAACAGGUCUUUCCCACCUGUGGGCUCUGCCUCGUUGUUAUGUUAUAAAGCCUUUGGGAGACAGAGGCAGCAGUUAACAAGUACAUGGAGUGAAAUCCCAUCUUACUGAAAGCCAACACUUCUGUGGGCUUCACGUGGGCCAAGAGUUUGCUCUUUGUGUCUAAAUGCUUCUUGUUUCAUCUGGUGCGUUAUUGGGCUUGUCUUAUCAAGGCAGCUGGCAAGUGCUGUGUAAAUAAUCCUCAAAACAUCUCAGUGCUUCCCUGAGAUGCAAGAUAGGAACAGGAGCUACCAACAAGGCAGCAUUUGUCCCUUUCAUGCGUCUUUGCAGAUCAGUGCAUCUCUGUAAGUCAGACCUGGACCCUGUCCCCUGCCAGGGCGCGUGGCUCCCUGUGUAGUGCUUAGUUACACUCUUGCUCGCUGUGCUAUUAACACAUGAAUUACAGCGUUGUGUUUGCUCUAGCCCCCUACAUUCAUAUUUACUUACUUAGAGAUUCAAGCACAGUUUGCAUCCCAAACACU
Gavialis gangeticus (Gharial) is the source of this 4932-nucleotide messenger RNA. RefSeq names its product ADAM metallopeptidase with thrombospondin type 1 motif 17 (gene ADAMTS17). Gene Ontology annotation, biological process: proteolysis; extracellular matrix organization. The transcript is spliced from 24 exons. The record is from RefSeq and is a predicted model, not a curated record. Gene Ontology annotation, molecular function: metalloendopeptidase activity. The annotation marks the transcript as partial. NCBI's taxonomy places the organism in Eukaryota, Metazoa, Chordata, Crocodylia, Gavialidae. Gene Ontology annotation, cellular component: extracellular matrix.